AUGGCAUCAGCAGCUCUGGAGCUGAUGGGCUUUUUCUUGGGCCUGCUGGGGAUGCUGGGGACCCUGGUCGCCACCGUGCUACCGUACUGGCAGAUUUCUGCCCACAUCGGCUCCAACAUUGUCACGGCCGUGGCCAACAUGAGGGGCCUGUGGAUGGAGUGUGUCUACCAGAGCACAGGGGCCUUCCAGUGCGAGACCUACAACUCCAUGCUGGCUCUGUCCUCCGACCUGCAGGCCUCUCGUGCCCUCAUGGUCAUCUCCCUGGUGUUGUCUACCGUUGGCAUUGCUGUGGCGGUCCUGGGGAUGCAAUGCACUCUCUGCUUGGAGGGCUCGGGUGCAGUUAAGAGUCGCGUGGCAGGCACUGGCGGGGGCCUGUUCCUUGCUGCAGGUUUCCUGUCACUCAUACCAGUGGCGUGGACCACACAUGAGGUGGUCCAGACUUUCUACCGACCCAACCUACCUGCCAGCAUGAAGUUUGAGCUGGGGGAGUGUUUGUAUGUCGGUCUGGCCUCUGCGCUCAUCUCCAUGCUGGGAGGGGGGAUGCUGUGCGUCUCAUGCUGCGAGGAGCAGGACGGCGGGCGUGGAAGACGCCUCGGCGGAGGGUAUCCAUAUCCAGUCGGAGGCGGCAUGCCGGGCGCAGGUGUACGGACAACCUCACAGACCUACCGCAACCCCACCCUGCAGGUGGGGGGCAUCAACACAGCUAGCAGGGGGCAGAUGCUGGUCCGCAGCACCAGUGGCAGUUCCCAGCUGAGCACACAUGAAACGCAGGGAGCCAAGAAGCCCACUGCAGCAGGAUAUGACAUCACAGGAUAUGUCUGAGGCUACUGUCACUCCAUCACACCUUUGUGUAAAAUGUGUAACUGUAGCAAACUAUUUUACAGUUUUGUCUCUGGGAGUGUUUGAUCUUUUCCUACGACUGCACACGUUUAUAGGCGUAAGAUGUCAUACAUUUCCACUACUUUGAUAGCAACUCACCUAUUAUGUAGAAAGGCCACGAAAAUGAGCAG
Molecule: messenger RNA, 1010 nt
Organism: Morone saxatilis (striped sea-bass)
Lineage: Eukaryota; Metazoa; Chordata; Actinopteri; Moronidae
Gene: cldn2
Product: claudin 2
Exons: 1
Coding region: 1-822 (273 amino acids)
Biological process (GO): cell adhesion; bicellular tight junction assembly
Cellular component (GO): plasma membrane; bicellular tight junction
Molecular function (GO): structural molecule activity
Source: RefSeq, a predicted model, not a curated record